This is a messenger RNA of Trichophyton benhamiae CBS 112371, 891 nucleotides long. RefSeq lists its product as uncharacterized. The record is from RefSeq and is a predicted model, not a curated record. The transcript has a single exon. Lineage: Eukaryota; Fungi; Ascomycota; Eurotiomycetes; Onygenales; Arthrodermataceae. Bases 1 to 891 code for a protein of 296 amino acids.
AUGGGCAACAAAAUAUCCGCUGUUAGUGGUGUCAAGUCGCCCAACUUCUACGAGCCGGGCAACGCUGUCAACGAGAUCUGGGUCGGCAACCUCGAGAUAAUCUCCCGGCUCCCCUUUGGAGACUCAGACAUGGCCCAGGCAGGCUGGCCGAAAAACGACUACCCCAAAUUCCCGUGGCGGCCGUUUGUUAUACCUCUCUUUGCCAUGUUCACCAACGGCGCUGUCGGCGCAGAGACCGCGGCAGGCGCUGCAGCGCCUUCACACCUAUCCCGACGCUCUACACCACAAGAGCCGAUGACAAAAACGGCGGCGGCGGAGAUGACCAUGCUUUCUAGUUCUAUUGUCUCGGGCACUAUCACUGUGUAUGCCGUGGUUACGAUCCUACUGGCUUGCGCCCCCAAGAUCUUCGACCUUCUCGACACUGUUUACUUCAAAUGUCGGCGCAGUGCCAGAGAUUCGCUGGAAACGAGCGCUGAAUGCCUACACCAGCUCUGUCUUCUGGGAAUAUACAGCAAGCCUUAUCUUAUAUUCAGCUACAUGUUCCAUGCGGGCAUAUUCUCACCUGGGAAACCACAUACCAUGAAUAUGCUCUUUGCACCGGCUGAAACCCUUUCCUACCUAGUCGUGAUCCAGCUGUUGAGUACGAUAUUCGCAGCCGUGACAUGCUAUAGCAACAUUUAUCAAUACUGUAGAGAGUCCCGUCCUAAACAGGCCGACGAGAUGGCACUCUGGCAGGAAAAGAGCUUGGAGAUAGAAGGGAGUCUAGAGGAUGGAAGGGAGAAGUCUCGCCCGGAAGCAUUUGGGCCCUGGGUUUUUAUAGUCAACCUCUGUGCCUUUUUUGAAGCCAUAACCACAGUGCUGCUUCUUAUUAAUUUGUCCAGGAUCGAUUAG